GGGAAAAACAAUAUUUUAUAUUGCAAUGGGUGAAGAAAAUGUACAUAAAGAUAGUAUUUCCAAAGAGGUUUAAAAAGGAAGUAUAUUUGAUUCACGUUAUUAGUGAAAAUAAGGAAAAAAAAAGAUACAUAAGCUACAUAACUUUCAUAUGGCUUACCUAGUAAAGCGUAAAUACACAAUGAAGAAGAACAAUAAGAAAUGAUUAACAGGCAAAUUAAGAGAUCUAUUGGUUAAGAUAAUUAUAAAAAAAAAUCUUAUGUUCCAGUUCGGUGAUAACUUACUUGAACAAGGAACAAGGAUAUAAUACAGAGGAAUGCAAAACCAGUUUCACCAGUGCACACACUCUUUGAUUCUUUCUGGGCCCCACUACCAAGCCACUAGUCGCAUAAAUGAGUACAAUAUAAAAGGCAGAUAUGGUAGGUCUGUCAUCAUUGAAUGAAAAUACCGGGAAUAGCAUUGUUGGUGGUAGAGGUCCGAAAAUCUUCGGGGUUUCCUGUUGAUUCCUUCUGCAUGCGGCCCGCUCGCUCGCCAACCAUAUCGGGGUCAGUUAUGCUUACCGUGUACUCCAUCCCAAAAUCUUUCGGUUUGUCCAAGAAGUUACGGACGUUAACGCACUAUAACAUCAUGCCGCUGGGGAUUUAUCGUCACUGUCAUGUGGAUUAUAAAUUGGCCCUUAGCACCAAACGUACUAAAUCCUCUCAGAAGCCUGCACGCUUAAUGUCUAUCACAGACAAAUACAACUGCCAUAAUGUCCGAAACGAUUAAGACCGUCAGCAUCCCCAACAUCGCGUGGAAAACCUCCGCCGACAUUCAUCUCCCACCUAAUUUCGACGACAAGAAGAAGUACCCCGCCGUCGUUUCAGCCCACCCGAUCGGCUCGUGCAAAGAGCAGACCUCAGGCAAUGUCUACGGCAAGGCGAUGGCUGAAGCCGGCUUCGUGGUUGUCGCAUUCGACGCAUCAUUCCAAGGCGCCUCGGGUGGAAAGCCCCGAUUCAUUGAAAACCCUGAGUUCCGGGUCUCUGACUUCCGCUUCGUGGUCGAUUACAUCCAAACCCUGCCAUAUGUCGACCCAGAGCGUAUCGGUGUGCUUGGUAUCUGCGGCGGUGGCGCCUACGCUAUCAAUGCUACCAUGACCGAUUACCGUUUCAAGUGCUGCGUUGGCAUCACGCCCGCUAACUUUGGCCGUCUCACUCGGGAGGCCUUCAGUGGGUUUGACCCCGCUGGUUCGCUCGAGAAGAUGGCCGCCCAGCGUACUCUCGAAGCUCAGGGAGGCGAUCGCUUUGUUAUGAACUACCUUCCUCCGACUGUUGAAGACGCCAAGAAGAUGACCUCGGACCCCGAUAUUGUUGAAGCGACUGACUAUUACAAGACUGGCCGGGGCCAGGCGCCAUGUGGAGCUACCAGCGCUCUUUUCUCGUUCAACAGCGCCGCCCUCACCUGGGAUGCUUUCAACCAUGCGGAGAUUCUCAUGACCCGCCCCUUAUUGGCCGUUGUUGGCAGCGUUCCUGGUAGUUUUGGUUCCUUCCGUGAUGCUCACGAAAUUCACGCCCGCGCCGGUUCGAAGGAGAAGCGCCUCUUCGAGCUCCCCGGGGUGACGCACUACAAGCUUUACGAUGACCCUAAGGCUGUUAAGGCCGCUCUUGAUGAAGUCUUACCCUUCCUUAAGAAGCACCUCGGCGAGAUCAGAUAGAUAUAGCCGGAUGCAAGUGGUUAAUGACAAGGCUACUCUGUAAGUACCUGUCGACUUUUAAAAUAGAAUAAUAUAGUAAUGCCCUGCAAGAUCCGCCUACCUUUAGUCGCAAAUGGAUUACGUCUUGCCAACAUAUAGCAUGACCACUAGUCUUCUUCGUUUGUCAAUGUAGAUGGGGUUCGACUAAUGUGCAAAUCAACUACCAGCAUCCCCAUCCGUUAGCUCGUACAAUUUCCAUUUGCAUACCAGAAGCGUGUAACUUAUGUUACCCUCAUUGUCGAUCCUUUUGGUAAGUAACUUCGGAUCUGGUGGACACUACUCUGUAAACAGUUGAAUGGCUUCGUUCAUUGGGCUUUCUGAUGAAUACACCGUUUCUGUAAUCCAUGGUUAAAAACCGUUGGCUGGUCUCUUGGUAAUUUAAGCUCCGUUUUUACCCGUUAUACUGCACCCAUAUUAUGUGACUAGUGGCUUGGUACUGAGGCCCAGAAACAAUCAAAGAGUGCGCGCUGGUGAAACUGGUUUUGCACUCCUCUGUAGUAUCAAAGAAUAACUCCCUUUCAAACUUUGAUCUUGGAAAAAUUUCUGUCCAUUUGAAACUUACUGUCACAUAUUGCCUUGUUCAUGCAAGUUCUUCCGAAAGAAAUAGGGUUGCGAUUUUGAUACUCGUUGCUUUGGAAACUUCCUCCUAUAUUACUUACUCCUGAUAGCAAACUAUAUAGACUUUAUCUAAGUAAAAGUAAACAAAGACAAAGUUGGCGAGUUGAAAAUCACAGGAUGAUAAAAACCAAGAUUCUUGGCUGAUCUACGAUUUCCUACUUGUCCAUGUCAGCCAGUAUUUCUAACUGGAAACGAAACAAAUAUCUACGUCAUUGUCAAUCCUCGUUUAAUGACAAUCCCUUACGGCAGAGAUGGCAAAGAAUUCUUAUGGAACGCACCGCAUCACCUAAAGUGCCUGCUAUCCCAAGAUACAGCGAGUAAGUUCAAGCGCCCAUUCGACCUCGUUAAUAAACACUCGAUGAAAGGAUGGCACAUGAAUUUUUUGGUUUCAGUGUUCGUUCAUAAUAGUAAAUACCAUUUUCUCACUGUUGGUGGUUCUUAGUAGAAUAGUUUUUAUUCUUUCUUGUUCCCAUUUAGUACUCACUGCUCAAAUUCGAGCCUGAAGAGAGAUUUUGAAAAGCAUAUAAAUGACAAUCAUUUUCAGGAGCGUCUAUUUGUUGUUUUCUUUAUUAUUAUAAAAAGCUUACUAAUCCCAUGAACUAUUAGUUUUUCUCUUUUAGUGUCAUCUUGUUUCAGGUCUAUGGUUCGCAUAAAAAAGAGUCAUAAAUUUGCUAGAUUGGGCUGUUUCAGGUCAAUCAACGUGUCAGAGAAAUUAUCUUUGCCAAAUUUGUAUUUUUAGAAAAAUUCGCUAGAAAACAUAAUACUAGACCGGAUAAUUGUAAAUAAUCCGACGAUGAUCUUUUUUAUUUACAUGUCUCCUGAUUACUGACCAGUUUCAAAGAAAUAGUAAUUUAAAAACUAAAUAAACGU
Molecule: messenger RNA, 3217 nt
Organism: Schizosaccharomyces cryophilus OY26
Lineage: Eukaryota; Fungi; Ascomycota; Schizosaccharomycetes; Schizosaccharomycetales; Schizosaccharomycetaceae
Exons: 1
Coding region: 749-1690 (313 amino acids)
Source: RefSeq, a predicted model, not a curated record